AUGGCGGCAGCACCCGUCGUUGUUGAGCCGGCCAGGCUCGAAGACGCCCCCGCCAUCGCCGAAAUUUUCUUCAAGUCCUUCAAGAGUGACUUCUUUCAGACCUUAUUUCCCCAAAACGAAUACGGCCGGGCCUACAUGACCGACGCCUACAAGCAGUUCAUGCUCUCCAAGGAGCACGGCUCCCAAGAAGGUCAAGUUGCCGUUGUCAGGAACGAGAAAGGCGAGCCUGCAGCCACCACCCUUAUCUGGAUCAUCCGCCCCGAGGACAACGGAACCUGGUCGUGGCGAAAGCGAUGGCCGUCCGCUAAUGCAGGGCAAAAAGACGAGCUGCUUGAUGAGUUCUUCUCCGACAUGGCGUCUCAGCACGACCGUGUCAUGGGCAAGGACCCUCACGUUUACUUUGAGCUGAUUUUCACCGACCCGGCCUACCUUCGACGGGGCUAUGCGAAAGCCCUUCUCCAACAAGGAACGGAAAUUGCCGACAAGCUGGGCUACCCAAUGUAUCUCGAUGCCGAGCAGUACAUCGUGGACCUUUACUCAUCAGCAGGCUUCUUGACCAAGACUGAAGUCGGACAAUCGUCACAGAUGAUUCCCAUGAUGAGGCCAGCCAGGGGCUGA
Molecule: messenger RNA, 618 nt
Organism: Colletotrichum abscissum
Lineage: Eukaryota; Fungi; Ascomycota; Sordariomycetes; Glomerellales; Glomerellaceae
Exons: 3
Coding region: 1-618 (205 amino acids)
Molecular function (GO): acyltransferase activity, transferring groups other than amino-acyl groups
Source: RefSeq, a predicted model, not a curated record